AUGACUUGCUCGGGCUGCGAAAUCAGCUUGUCCAGAGCGCUUGCAGCGUUCCCAGAGGUUCGCAAUCUCCAAGUCAGUCUAGUCCUUGCUCGAGCAGCUUUCGACCUUGAUACAAGCCGUAUGUCUUUCGAUGAUGUCCUGGCAUACCUCUCAAGAGCAACCAAGUUUACCUGUGAAAGGUUAUCUUCGAAAGGUCGGAAAAUCGAAGUCAUUCAUCCGCAUGGUGCAGAAGCGCUGAUCCACCAAGUCAAGGCCCCUGGGAUUCUAACCAUGAAGAAAUGUACCGAGCAGGUUGUGGAGAUAGAGUAUGACCCGGAGCUUCUAGGAGCCAGGGAUUUGCUCCAAAACUCCUUCGACAUUCCUUUGCAGCUGGUACCAACAAAGCCACCGGAGUCAAUUGAAGCGGGUGACAAACAAGUCCGGAAAGAGGGCAUCAUCACUUUUGUCUCCGCUAUUCUGACUAUUCCUGUACUGGUUCUUGCUUGGGCACCAGUUCCAGAGCACCCCAUCGUCUAUGGAUCUGUGUCCCUGGCAUUAGCGACCUUGGUACAAGUGGGCGUGGCCGGUCCAUUCUACCACGUCGCUUUCAAGAAUCUGGUGUUCUCCAGAUUGAUGGAAGUCGAUCUGUUAAUAGUCCUCAGUACCAGUGCAGCCUACGUUUUCUCUGUUGUGGCAUUCGCCUAUCAGCUGGAAGAGAAGCCGCUGCAAACCGGAGAGUUUUUCGAGACCAGUACUCUGAUCGUCACUCUUAUCAUGCUUGGACGAUUCAUCAGUGCUUGGGCGCGCCAACGCGCAGCUCAAACCAUCUCUUUCCGUACUCUCCAGGCACCCACAGCUGUUGUGGUCAACGAAGAGUUCAACUCGGAAACUGAGAUUGACGCCCGUCUUCUCCAAUAUGGCGAUAUCUUCAAGGUCAGCCCUGAGUCGCAGAUUGUCACUGACGGUACAGUGGUACGAGGUGCUUCCGAUGUCGACGAGUCCAUGGUAACCGGUGAAUCUCGGCCUGUGGCUAAAGAAGUAGGCUCUCCUGUCAUUGCAGGCUCCCUCAAUGGUUGUGGCGUACUGUAUGUCCGUCUCAGUCGUCUUCCUGGUGAUAACACGAUCAGCGCUAUCGCCGACAUGGUGGAUGAGGCGAAGAUGAAGAAGGGCAGGUCACAGGAACUUGCCGACCGCGUUGCCGGCUAUUUCAUCCCGGUGGUCAUGUGUAUCACCAUCAUCACUUUUGUUGGGUGGAUGGGGUACGGUGUUGGGAGACAAGGACAUUCUGCUUCGAAAGCGGCCGAGAACGCAGUCACCUAUGCUAUCGCGGUGCUUAUCGUCUCAUGUCCUUGUGCUAUCGGUCUCUGUGUGCCGAUGGUCAUUGUUAUCGCCAGUGGCGUUGCUGCGAGACAUGGUGUCAUCUUCAGAAAGGGCCAGACCAUUGAGAUUGCCAGGAAGACAACUCAUGUUGUCUUUGAUAAGACCGGGACUCUCACGGAAGGAAAACUGACUGUCGUUCAGGAAAUGUACCCACAGGCCGGAGAAGAGUCCAUUACGCCACUGAUUCUAGGGUUGGUCAAAAACAGCAAGCACCCUGUGUCCGCCGCAGUCGCCCAACACUUGGCCAAGCAGGGUAUCGUCCCGGCGCAGAUGAACGAGGUCAAAACUGUGGCUGGCCAAGGGUUGCAAGGCGUCUAUCAAGGCAGCAGCGUAUCUGCCGGAAAUUGCCGAUGGCUUCGAUCGCAAGAUCAUGCCACUGUCAAAGCCUUUGCAUCAAUGGAACUCACAGUAUUUUGCGUGACGGUCGACCAGAGUCUCUGCGCAGUCUUCGGCUUGGAGGAUGCUAUCCGUCCCGACAGUCGAAGCGUCGUUUCCGAGCUCCAGAAUCGUAACAUCAGUGUUUCAGUUGUUAGCGGCGACGAUGACGGCCCUGUACAAAGGCUCGCUUCAAGAUUAGGCAUCCAACCAUCUCAUGUCAGAUCUCAGUGUUCUCCCAGAGAGAAGAUGGGAUACCUGGAACAUAUAAUGAGCGACAAGAGAGCAGUGGUGGUGUUCUGUGGUGACGGUACAAACGAUGCCCCUGCCUUGGCUCAAGCCAAUAUUGGGAUUCAUGUCAACGAUGGCAGCGAGGUUGCAAAGAGCGUUUCAGAUGUGGUUCUUGUGAGGCCUGCUUUGGGUGGUAUUCUGUGCUUGAUUGAUCUCUCCAAGGCAGCCGUCACGAGGAUCAUGCUCAAUUUCUGCUGGUCUUUCAUUUACAACCUUGUCGCCAUUCUGCUCGCGGCAGGGCUGUUCGUCAAGUGGAAGAUCCCACCGCAGUAUGCUGCACUGGGUGAGGUGGUUAGCGUACUGCCAGUCAUUGGAAUUGCUCUUCAUCUGAGGUACAUCAAGCUCGCGUGGGUGCCGGGAAAUGAACAGAGGCGACAGGAGAAGGGAACAAGGCUGAAUCAGGUGACAAGGCUGACCCUCAAUUAG
Exophiala dermatitidis NIH/UT8656 is the source of this 2451-nucleotide messenger RNA. Its product is annotated as Cu2+-exporting ATPase. The record is from RefSeq and is a predicted model, not a curated record. Gene Ontology annotation, cellular component: membrane. The transcript has a single exon. Gene Ontology annotation, molecular function: ATP binding; ATPase-coupled monoatomic cation transmembrane transporter activity; metal ion binding. Gene Ontology annotation, biological process: monoatomic cation transport. The coding region runs from base 1 to 2451 and encodes 816 amino acids. NCBI's taxonomy places the organism in Eukaryota, Fungi, Ascomycota, Eurotiomycetes, Chaetothyriales, Herpotrichiellaceae.